Ilyonectria robusta is the source of this 1980-nucleotide messenger RNA. RefSeq lists its product as uncharacterized. Lineage: Eukaryota; Fungi; Ascomycota; Sordariomycetes; Hypocreales; Nectriaceae. The record is from RefSeq and is a predicted model, not a curated record. The transcript has 5 exons. The coding region runs from base 1 to 1980 and encodes 659 amino acids.
AUGUAUUCUCACGAACCACUUCAAGAUGGCACACCUGAUCGCAAGCCUCAAUUUGAUUCGGAUGUCCGAAACAAGCUCGAUCCUCUCCGCGCCAAGUUACCAUCUGGAUGGAAGCUUAGUCUGACCAUGGGCGCGUCCCUUUCGCUUGCAGUCCUAUUACUGAACCUCUCUGUAACUAUAUGCGAACCCAUGGAAAUCGAAACGAGCGACCUCAGGGUCCUGCACUCAGGGUCAUGCAAUACGAACAGUAUCCUCAAUACUGCCAUCCAUCUGUGCAUCAACAUUUUCAGCUCUAUUCUCUUAGCCGCUAGCAACUAUUGCAUGCAAUGUUUGAUUGCCCCGACCCGCGGUGAUAUCCAAACAUUCCACUCACGAGGGAGGUGGCUGGACAUUGGAGUCCCCAGCAUUCACAAUGUGGCUAAAAUACCCAAGAAGAGAGGGAUUCUCUGGUGCCUUCUCGUGAUAUCAUCAGUUCCACUUCAUAUACUAUACAACUCUGCCAUCUUCACGUCGAUUUCAACUUACGACUACGAAGUUUUCACGUUCCAAGAUACCUCCAACGGCACAAUGUCAAUAUUCUCUCGACCUUUUGCCGAGAUUGAAAGAAGUGCAAAGUACAAAGAGUUUGCGCCGGAGGGUGAAGGGUUCCGCCUCGCAGAGGUUUGGGAACUCGGCAGAGCUGGAAAGCUCGAGAGAUUGUCGAAUGUCGACUGCAUGAGCGCGUAUGCCACGGCCUUUCAAGCGAAGCGAAGCGAUGUCUUGCUCCUUACAGAGCCGGGCCCCUAUCCGGAACUUCAAGACAUACCCGUGUCACAAUCAUCUUCUACCUUGUCAAGGGGCGGCGAUUGGUGCGUGGUGGAGAUUUACGAAUGGAUCUGCAGCCCGAACAUGGAUACUUGCACCAAAUCUUGUCGCAGUAUGUUGCCCGACAUGAAAAAGAACGCCGACGAGUGGAGUCCAUUUGGUGGACUUCGAGUAAAAUACUGCCUUAGCAGGCGGGAACCCGAGGAGUGUCAACUUCACUUCAACACGACCAUCAUGGCAUUUAUUAUCGUCGCGAACGCCAUCAAAGUUUGCGUCAUGCUAUAUACUGCAUUUUUUCCGCCACGCGAGAUAAUCUUGGUCUUGGGGGACGCUAUCGAAUCGUUCCUGACUUCUCCUGACGAGUUUACUGCCCGUAGCUGCCUAGUAUCAGCGAAGGACGUAAAGAGAUCCCGAAAGCACUGGCAUGGCCCUCGUCGGUGGUCUUCAGUACGGCAGCGGUGGGCAUCGGCCGUGAGUCGUCGUCGCUGGAUAGCGAGUGUAUCCCUAUUCUCGGUUCUCCUCGGAAUUGGGAUAUUUCUUUUCGUACGAGGCCUUAUGCAGCUUGCUGGUCCUCAUGACCUUAGAGCCAUAUGGGAAUUAGGCUUCGGAGCUGUGUCGGAGACAGCAGUUGUGUGCAACGCGCUAUUCACUGCCAUGUUGGCUGCGAAGGAAUGGAGCGACUUUGGCUGGAAACGACGCGGGGUGCGAGUGUCCUCGAACCCGAAAGGGGAACAACGAUCUCGCUAUUUCCUCCAACUGCCAUACCGCUGGGGUAUACCCCUGCUUAUUGCAUCCAUUUUAAUCCAUUGGCUGCUGUCACAAAGCAUCUUUCUUAUUGCCGCCGGGACGCCAGACGACUACCUGUAUGUUCGAUGCGGUUUUUCUCUUGCUCCCAUGAUAUUUAUCAUAGGGACAUCAAUCAUUAUGGCUAGCGCUCUGGGAGUUACUGGUUUCCGUCGUCUCCCAACUGCUAUGCCGGUGGUUGGGAGCUGCAGCCUAGCAAUUGCAGCAGCUUGUCACUAUAGCGAUGAUAUUGCACGACCGGAGGAGUCACUGGCCAGUUUGAAAUGGGGUGUGACAAAGGGGCAUUACGGAGACGGAGAUGACACACUCGGACAUUGUGGAUUUUCGAGCAAUUACGUUGAAAAUCCCGAGGAUGGUGUUGAAUAUUCCUGA